AUGAUGAAGACCGAUUCCUCAUCUUCCAAAAGCACCGGCUCCGGUUCGACGCUGAGGAGCCCAUCCCCGCACCGGAACGCAUACGAGGCGGGGAUGCAGGCGCUGAGGCCUGCCAAGGACAAUGCUGCAAAAGGCGAUCAUAUGCAGGAAGGCCCCCGCGGUCGCAGGAGUUAUGGCUCCAAUGUGCACCGUAUCAAGAACAUGUUCCAGCAGAUGCAAGGCCCAGGGAGCACAUCUCCCUGCACGGAGGGAGGGGAGGACCCAGAGAAGACUACUGAGAGAGUGCGUCUCUCCCUCCCCAGAGCCGGUAGCCUGAAUGAGAAUGUGGACCACAGCGCCUUGCUGAAGCUGGGAUCCACUGUCUCAGAGCGGGUUAACCGGUUCGACCCUAAUGCCAAAGCUGAGAAUGGGCAGGCUCCCGUAGCCUCAUCACCCAGCUACUCCAAGUUGCAGGAGACACGGAAGAUUUUCGAACAACAGAAGGCGGCCCAGCAGCUGGAGCGGGAGAAGCAGGCUGCUGCCACCAACCGGGUCCUGCUGAAGACAGAGCAGACCUCGGGCCUGGGCAUCCAGGAUGGCAGGCUGGACAUGGUGGCGCGGUUCAAUGGCAGCACAGAGUCCCUGGACAGCCUGGACACCACCGAGGCCGUGUCCCCCACCGUCUCCCAGCUCAGCGCUGUCUUCGAGCGGGCCUCAGAGCUCCGCAACAACCUGCACCACCUCUCCUCCACACCUCCGCUGCCCUCCCGGGGGGUCAGCACCAAGGUGGGGGUGCAGCUCAACUCCAAAAUCAUCUCUAAGAGGGCGAAUCGUGCUUCUGCCCUCCCACCAACCAGCCAGGAGGAGGAAGGGGGUUGGGGCCGCAGCCAGAGGGACCAGGAUGGACCUCCCAGAAGCCUCAGGGCCUCAUCCUCCUCCACCUCCGAUGGCCAAAGCGGAGGGCAGAAUGGAGGCCACAGUGGCCACACACUCCCUGAGCCCAGAGAGGGCCGGGAUAAGACUGGGCCAGACUCUGGGUCCCAGGCCAAAAUUGAGGGCCAGUCUGAGGAUCGUUCUGGCGACCUGGAGCCCAGCAGUACCAUAGUUAAAUCUGACAUCCACCACUUCUCUCUGGAGAAUGGAGAGAACAGUACAGAGAGAGAGGCCCAGGUAAGGGAGACCUCUCCCAAGGGCACUAGCAGUGAGAGGGGGAGGCAGGGUGGAGAUGGAGAGAUUGGCCAGGGGGGUAUAGCAGAGGGGGAAGAGAGGACUGUAAAGGAGGAUCAGUCAGGGGGAGAACAGGUGGCUAUCAGAAUGUACAGCGCAGUGGGGGAGGACUCUGGAGGGAGCCAGCAGGAAGAGGAGGAGGAUGAUGAGCCAUACGAGCCCGAGUCCAGCUGUCAUGAGAAACCUGGGCUACCUGAAGAGGAGGACCCUCCACCUAGCCGGAAGAUCUGCUUCAGCACGGGGCCUAUCAAGGUGUUUUCCACCUACCCCAACGAGGACUAUGACCGUCGGAAUGAGGACGUGGACCCCAUGGCUGCGUCUGCAGAGUACGAGCUGGAGAAGAGGGUGGAGAGGCUCCAUCUGUUCCCCGUCGAGCUGGAGAAAGAUGGUGAUGGGUUAGGUAUCAGUAUCAUUGGGAUGGGGGCAGGGGCAGACAUGGGCCUGGAGAAACUGGGCAUCUUUGUCAAGACGGUCACCGAUAAAAGGGAUGAGUGGAAGACGGGUAUUCCUUGA
Molecule: messenger RNA, 1719 nt
Organism: Salvelinus namaycush (lake trout)
Lineage: Eukaryota; Metazoa; Chordata; Actinopteri; Salmoniformes; Salmonidae
Product: neurabin-2-like
Exons: 4
Coding region: 1-1719 (572 amino acids)
Biological process (GO): calcium-mediated signaling; neuron projection development; actin filament organization
Cellular component (GO): cytoplasm; postsynaptic density; actin cytoskeleton
Molecular function (GO): actin filament binding
Source: RefSeq, a predicted model, not a curated record